Magallana angulata is the source of this 2944-nucleotide messenger RNA. RefSeq lists its product as uncharacterized. Lineage: Eukaryota; Metazoa; Mollusca; Bivalvia; Ostreida; Ostreidae. Gene Ontology annotation, cellular component: plasma membrane. The transcript has 3 exons. Gene Ontology annotation, molecular function: oxidoreductase activity; copper ion binding. The record is from RefSeq and is a predicted model, not a curated record. Bases 116 to 2182 code for a protein of 688 amino acids. Gene Ontology annotation, biological process: iron ion transport.
UCUGGUUCCAAGAAUCUAAAAUCUUAAAAGUAAUUCCUUUAAAACUUAUUUCGUGUUUAGGCACAGCAAAUGAAAUAACUAAAGGAUAAUCACAGGAAAGGAAAGGUUUUGCAAAAUGAAAGAAUGGACACUAUUAGGUAUACUUGUAAGAGUGGUUCUAAUUCUUCUGACCAUGCGGAGUUCAUCUGAUGGAUUCGUUUGUGAAAAAGACGCUGUUCACUGUCACACCUCGCUUAUAAUAGACAAUGCUUUUACAAUGAUUGAUCCGAUAAAUGGACCGCUUUUCGUAGAUGAAGGCACCCUUCGCCCAAUAUUACAGCCUGACAAAGAAGUUUCAAUUGAAAACGUUAUCACUGCAGAUGGCUGGAACACCACAUUGCCAUUGUUAACGGCUAAUAAGUCUAUGCCAGGACCUCCAAUUUUUCUUUACCAAAACCAGACUAUAACGAUCAUUGUCCAGAAUAAUUUGAUAAAUGAAGCUGUCACAAUCCACUGGCAUGGAAUAGACCAACUGGGAUGGCCAGCAAUGGACGGAGUGGCAUUUGUUACCCAAUGUCCGAUUUUACCUGGCCAAUUCUUCAACUAUACGUUUCAGCCUCGUUUUAGUGGUACUUAUUGGUAUCAUUCCCACGUCGGAAAUCAACGAGAUAUGGGCCUGUAUGGAGCGUUCAUUGUUCUAAAACGCAAGGGAGAAGUUCCAAUCAACAACCAGCACAUUAUUCAUUUGCAGGAAUGGAACCACAAGUUCGGGCCAAUUACGUUACUGAAAGCAAAUUUGAAUAACACGUCUAGUUCCUCCGAAUCUAUUCUGAUUAACGGAAAGGGCGAAUUUGAAAAUAACGAAGCGCCACAUGAGGUUUUCCAAUUAGAUAAAAGUAACAGUCAUUUGUUUCGGAUGAUAGGUGUUGGGUCUGCAGAUGUUCUUCUUUUCUCAGUUCCAGGGAUACCUCUUAUUGUCAAGGAAACUGACGGAUACCCAUUCGUUCCAAGAACAGUUGAUGAAAUCAUCAUUUAUCCAGCAGAGCGAUACGACUUCGAACUUGACUUGAAGAAUAUUAGAGAAGGAGUUUACAAUAUGACUGUACAUAUAUUAGAGAGGGAAUACCUUAAGAAAAGACAAAACGUUUUUGGUCUUGGUUUGAUAAACAUUACCAAUUCUUUAUCACUUCCAGUUAAUUCAUCAGCUUCCACAAGCAAUAUUAAAACUGUUCUGAAUUGCCCAUAUGAAGUGUUUCCCAAUGAAACAAAAAUCGAAUGCAUACCGGUUUCCUUUUUGAAAUCUCGACCCUCCUUUAGACUAGAGUUUGAUAUAGUACCUCCCACUCAGGAAACUUUUACUCACUUUUUAAAUUUUGGGUUUCCUAAAGAUAAGAAGUAUAGUUCUAUUAAUGGUAGAAAGUUUAUUUGGCCGACUGUAUCUGCUCUCACACAACCUUCAGAAGUCAACACUUCCUGUGCAAAUUGUGAUGCCGAAACCUCAUGCAAAUGUACUCAUGCAAUCAAUUUAAAGUCGGGCUCCGAAAUCAUUAUGGUCCUAUCAAACAUUGGAACCGGUGCAUUAAUGACCCAUCCAAUACACAUGCAUGGUCAUACUUUCGAAGUACUCAAGAUGGGAUUUCCUUCCGUCAAUGAAACUGGAUUUCUUAUUCCAAACAACGACAUACAAUGUAGUCUGACACUCGCAAAUAAUGAAAGUCAGUGCAACAACGCAACAUGGAGAAACGCAACCUGGAACGAUUAUCGGAGCAUUCCAAAUAUAAAUGUCGAGGAUCCAGUGCGAAAAGACACAAUCGUUGUUCCGUACGGGGGCUAUUCCAUAAUAAGGAUCUGGGCAACAAACCCUGGAGUCUGGUUUAUGCAUUGCCACAUCGAUCGACAUAUGAUAGAAGGAAUGGCUCUAAUGCUGAACGAGUCCUUUGAGAAUAUAGGAGAUUUGCCAAUAGGGUUGCAAACAUGCCAUAACUUUAAAAACCAGCCUUCAGCUCCAAAAAGUUUCUUUCAGGCUUCAGAGGAGAAUAUAAGUGAAAUGUCGUCUGCAACAAUUGGUUUGAUUGUGACGUCAGUGAUUUUGUUUCUAGCGCUCGUCAUCUUAAGUCUCAUUCUACUGAGAACUUGUCGAAAAUUGGGAGAACCAGGGCAAAGCAUGGACAUGCCAAUGAGCAAUAUAUCUGGUAGGGAGUAAAUUUCCAAUCAUACAAUACGCAAGAAGAUUUCAGCGACAGACAAUGUUUUGCAUCGAACAUGGAAAAAUGAUCUGUAAUUGUUCUGCUGGCUAAUUCAAUGAUGCUUGCAUUCAUUUGACAUUACACGCUCAAUUUUUUAUGAAUUUAGAAUGAAAGUAAAACGAAAGACAGAAAUGGAUAUUGUCGUAGAAUGUAUAAAGUAUAUUAACAUAAAAUAAAUAACUUCAACACAUUUGUUUGAAAUACUAUCAGAUAACUGCUCCACCACAACAAAAAUGACUGCCUUUUUAAAAAAAAAUACCAGUGCUAUAUAUCCUGUUCGAUUAAAAAUAUAUAUAUAUUUAUAAAGACUUUAAGCCUCAUUGUAUUUAUUUCUUUUUGAUGCUAUUGAUUGAAGAUGCAUUUCCAUUUAGAUGAAAUUGUUAUUACAGUGAAUUCGGACGUCUUUGUUUCAAGGCACUUGUCUAGAUAUGUAAAUCAUCCGGAUAUUUGAAACUUGUCAAUUGUUGAAUUACUUAAUAACGUGUCUGUUUGGAACUUAUGUUUAAUUACAAUCGGUAUUCGAUACUAGUAUGUAUUUAAUAUAUUACCUGAUUUUUAUACAGUUAAUAGAAGUGCCUUGAUCUAUAACAUUCAAUUAUAAUAAAAUUAAACUUCUUUAUGUAGAUCCAGUUCGUGAUAUCUUUACACAGCUUAUUUUUGUUUCCUCCCAAUGACAACAAAAUAUUUAUCUCUAAAGUGACAUUAUAUAAAUAGUGCCU